UCCCCUCUGGGUCACUCUCACUUUUACAGCAGCUUUUACGCACGAACCAGCCUCAGAGUUCCUCUUCCACUUCAAUACCAGCUUUGAUCACUUGAACAAAACCAUGUCAGCCAUGAUUAGGAAUGAAGUUUUCUCCUGCUUUGUUUUCUACGGCGUGCUCCUGGUGCUCAAAAUGUACAUCAUCGCGAUAAUAACGGGACAAGUGAGGCUGCGUAAAAAGGCUUUUGCCAACCCCGAGGACGCGCUGAGACACGGAGGGUUACAGUUUCACAGAGAGGAUCCAGACGUGGAGAGGUGCCUGAGAGCUCAUCGUAACGACAUGGAGAACAUCUACCCCUUCCUCUUCCUGGGCGCCGUGUACGCCUUGACUGGACCUUCUCUGGCCGUGGCCCGCUUCCACUUCCUGGUCUUCUUCCUGGCCCGUCUGCUGCACAGCGUCGCCUACCUGUUCGCCCUGCGAGCGCCGACCCGCUCCCUUGCCUACAUCAUCGCACAGAUACCUUGUGUCUCUAUGGCGGUGCAGAUCCUGAUCGCAGUCGCAGUGUACGCCUGAAAGUCCAGGAAUGAGGAACUGAAUCCGAGGUGGUGUUCUGGCUCGGAAAGAUGGUGGUUAUGAUUUGUGCCGUGUGUCAGAGAAAGCAGGCAGAUAACCCCGAGAGGCCUCCCUGGAGGAAGCACGUUAAAGAGAAGAGUGUCAGUGACGGUGCAAUGUAAGGUGUGUGAUUACGCCUCAGCUGGGUUUUGUGAGAUGCUGUCAGUAUUUUUUAUUGUUUUAUUUACCGUUUUUGAACUGUGAGAAUAUCUUAAAAGUCAUUUGAAGUUGACGUCUUGUACUGUAUUUUACAUGCAAAUGAAGGAUGUUGCUCGUUUUUUUUAGUUUUUUUUUUUGUUUUAGCCUCUCACUGCACCAUACGUUCAUCCAUGCCCCCCUUUUCUGUGUUUACACACAACACGGACCACCAUUCUUGUGGUGUUGUAUAUCCUCUGCGGCUUCAUCUGUUUCCUGCGUAGCUGUUCCAUCUGUUGUGUCAACAUUUGUUUGCGUUCAACCAAACUGCAGUGACGUGUUGAGAGAUUUGAAAAGACACUCAGUGAAAUAGAGCUCGGCGCUUUUGACUGUGUGAGUAAAACCGUCUCUCAACAUCCUUUUAAAGGCAGGAGAGGAGAGUGUGUUUGGACUGGGAAUGAAUCCUGCAACAACAAAGAACGGAGAGCAAGAAAAAGGGAGAAUGCAUCUGUGAAUACACAUUUCGAAGCUGUUAAUACUAAUUUAUUAUUCAGUGUAAUGUAUACAGUGAUGUUUCUUGAGUCCACUUUUGUAGACAAUAAAGCAAAUCACACAUGCAACCGAG
Molecule: messenger RNA, 1352 nt
Organism: Acanthopagrus latus (yellowfin seabream)
Lineage: Eukaryota; Metazoa; Chordata; Actinopteri; Spariformes; Sparidae
Gene: ptges
Product: prostaglandin E synthase
Exons: 3
Coding region: 104-553 (149 amino acids)
Biological process (GO): prostaglandin biosynthetic process
Cellular component (GO): membrane
Molecular function (GO): prostaglandin-E synthase activity
Source: RefSeq, a predicted model, not a curated record